Molecule: messenger RNA, 2337 nt
Organism: Paramecium pentaurelia
Lineage: Eukaryota; Ciliophora; Oligohymenophorea; Peniculida; Parameciidae
Source: the annotation of a GenBank genome assembly
AUGAUUUGCCCUUAGCAUAUAAACAAACCCAUCCUUAUGAUAUGCCUGGCCCCUCACACGUGUUAAUGUUCAAGGAAACUGUGUAUUGAAUGUAUUACUGAACAUGGGGUCGAUGUUAAAUAUCUAGUUUCGAAUGAAAGAUUUCAAGAAAUGCUGAAAGAAAAAUUGUAAAAAUUUCAGGAUUAAGAGACAUAAACAAUUGGAAAAUAGAAACAAAAAUUAAAAAAUUUACAUUCUAAAAUUAAGAGAAGUAUGAAGGAACAUUUGAUGGAUUUUUCAGCAUCACUUAAAAAAAUAUACUAGGCUAUCGAUAGUUAAAACCAACUUUUCCUUAAUCUUAUCCAUGAAUGUGAUAAUUUAUCAGAAUCCUCAUAAACCGACUUAGAACAGUUAGUAUCAAUUCUAGAAGGAACACCAUUAGAAAACUGGAAUAAAGCAAAAAAUUCCUAUUUGAUAAAAUUGGAAAAUGUUAAAUAAUGGUGGAAAUUAGAAAAUAAUGUUUGGAUGAAAAAGUAGAAAAAAUAUUAAAAAGAAAUUGAUUCAUUAAUAAAGUCAGUAAAUUAAAAAGAAGUUUAUGAAUAGAAAAAAGAAUUUUAUGAUGCUUUAGCUUCCUUAAAAGAUAUAGAUGUGAAAAUAUUUAAUAUAAUAAUUGAAAAGGCAUUAAAUGCUAAAAUUUCAGAUAUUUUGGUAUUUCUAUCAAAUGAAUAAAAUCAAAAACUUUUAGAAUGGCAACCAGAUAAAUAAAGAGAUAUAAAUUUAGGAAGAAAUAACAUUAAUAAAAUAAUUAACGCUAUCAGAAAUAUUAAAGAACAUGAAUUUAAUUAAAAUAACUAUUCUACUGAAAUCCAUUUUAUUACUAAAAAGAAUCUCAUUCAGAAAAUAUCAUAAGAUUAGAUAAUCAUUGAAUUUUUAAAAUUUUUAGUUCACUUGACGGCAAUAGACAAUUAAUUUAUCUAAUGUGGCUCAAAUUCACUCCAUAUACUAGUUGAUAUGAAGGUUGAUCUGACAUAACAGUGUUUUUCAAAUAUUAGGAUUAAAAAUACUUCUUUAAUUGGAGCGAAUUUAGUAAGAUGUAAUUUUAAUGGAUCUGAAUUUGACAAUGUAGAUAUAAGUGGAAUGAAUUUGAAUGGGGCUCAAUUAUUGAACUGUAAAUGGAAAAAUUUAAGAAUUUAAGAGUCACAUGAUUUAGAUAGUCAUAGUAAUUAGGUGUUAUCAGCAUGCUUCUCUCCUGAUGGUACUACAUUAGCAUCCAGUAGUGAAGAUUUCUCUAUUUGUUUAUGGAAUGUUCAGACAGGAUAAUUAAAAUUUUAAUUAGAUGGACACACUAGUGCUGUUCUUUCACUAUGUUACUCUCCAGAUGGUACUACAAUAGCAUUUGGUAGUGCAGAUAACUUCAUCUGUUUAAAGGAUGCUAAGACAGGACAAUAAAAAUUUCAUUUAGAUGGACACGCCAGUGCUGUAAUUUCUCUAUGCUUCUCUCCUGAUAAUGCAACAUUAGCAUCUGGUAGUAUAGAUAAGUCUAUUCGUCUAUGGGAUGUUAAGACAGGGCAAUAAAGAGCAUAGUUGAUUGGUCAUAGUAAUUCUGUUCUAUCUGUAUGCUUCUCUCCUGAUAAUGCAACAUUAGCAUCUGGUAGUGAAGAUCAGUCUAUCCGUUUAUGGGAUGUUAAGACAGGGCGAUAAAGAAAAAAGUUGAAUGGUCAUAGUAAUUCUGUUCUAUCUGUAUGCUUCUCUCCUGAUAAUGCAACAUUAGCAUCUUGUAGUUGGGACUCUAUCUUUAUAUGGAGUUUUGAGACAGGAAAAUCAUAAACAUAAUUUAAUGGUCAUUCUAAAGAUAUCCAAUCAAUAUGUUUCUCUCCUAACGGCGCGACAUUAGCAUCUGGUAGUAGUGAUAAGUCAAUCUUUUUAUGGGAUGUUAAAACAGGAUAAGUAAAAGCAAAAUUAGUUGGUCAUACUAGUACUGUAUACUCUGUCUGCUUCUCUCCUGAUGGUACUAGAUUAGCAUCUUGUAGUGAAGAUAAGUCUAUCCGUUUAUGGGAUGUUUAGGCAAGCGAAGAAAUUUUAUCUUAUAAAAGUUAUAAAGAUAUUCUAGCCUAAUUUAAAACUCCCCAAUUUUAAAUAAAUCCUCUACUAGAAGGUGUAUUAAUUUUUAUUAUUUUAGCAUACACAUUUAUUACCAUUCUUCUUAUAUCCAAGUCACCAAUAUUUUAAGCAUAAGGAGCUCUAGUUUACAAAGGAGAAUUCACCAAUUAAAAAGGAGUUAAUUUAAUUUCUUUUUUGAAAUCUAAAAGAAGUUUUAUUUUGGAAAACUAAUUCGACUUAAACUCAAAAUAGGUUUGA